GCCCCAACUCUGCCCGCCGCGCCCCGGCGCCUCGCCGCCCGCCCGCCCGCCCGCCCGGCGCCCCGGCCGGCGAGGGGCGCGCCCGCUGCAUGGCGCUGGGAUGGCGGGGGCGCCGCGCGGCCGAGGCGGCGGCGGAGGCGGAGGCGGCGCGGGCGAGUCUGGGGGCGCCGAGCGGGCGGCGGGGCCGGGCGGCCGGCGCGGGCUGCGGGCGUGCGACGAGGAGUUCGCGUGCCCCGAGCUGGAGGCGCUGUUCCGCGGCUACACGCUGCGGCUGGAGCAGGCGGCCACGCUGAAGGCGCUGGCCGUGCUCAGCCUACUGGCGGGCGCGCUGGCCCUGGCCGAGCUGCUGGGCGCGCCGGGGCCCGCGCCCGGCCUGGCCAAGGGCUCGCACCCCGUGCACUGCGUGCUCUUCCUGGCGCUGCUCGUGGUCACCAACGUCCGCUCGCUGCAGGUGCCCCAGCUGCAGCAGGUCGGCCAGCUCGCGCUGCUCUUCAGCCUCACCUUCGCGCUGCUCUGCUGUCCCUUCGCGCUCGGCGGCCCCGCCGGGGCCCACGCCGGGAGGGCAGCGGUGCCGGUGGCAGCCGACCAGGGCGUCUGGCAGCUCCUUUUGGUCACCUUCGUGUCCUAUGCCCUGCUGCCCGUGCGCAGCCUGCUGGCCAUCGGCUUCGGGCUCGUGGUGGCCGCCUCGCAUUUGCUGGUCACGGCUACCUUGGUCCCCGCCAAGCGCCCACGUCUCUGGAGGACGCUCGGUGCCAACGCCCUGCUCUUCCUUGGCGUGAACAUGUACGGGGUCUUCGUGAGGAUCCUGGCUGAGCGCUCCCAGAGGAAGGCCUUCCUGCAGGCCCGGAACUGCAUCGAGGACCGGCUGAGGCUGGAGGAUGAGAAUGAGAAGCAGGAGCGGCUGCUCAUGAGUCUCCUGCCCCGGAACGUCGCCAUGGAGAUGAAGGAGGACUUCCUGAAGCCCCCCGAGAGGAUUUUCCACAAGAUCUACAUCCAGCGGCACGACAACGUGAGCAUCCUCUUUGCAGACAUCGUGGGCUUCACGGGCUUGGCGUCGCAGUGCACGGCCCAGGAGCUGGUGAAACUCCUCAAUGAGCUCUUCGGCAAGUUUGACGAGCUGGCCACGGAGAACCACUGCCGUCGCAUCAAGAUCCUGGGAGACUGCUACUACUGCGUGUCCGGCCUCACUCAGCCCAAGACGGACCACGCCCACUGCUGCGUGGAGAUGGGCCUGGACAUGAUCGACACCAUCACGUCCGUGGCCGAGGCCACUGAGGUGGACCUGAACAUGCGUGUGGGGCUGCACACCGGCAGGGUCCUCUGCGGGGUCCUGGGCCUGCGCAAGUGGCAGUACGACGUGUGGUCCAACGACGUGACCCUGGCGAACGUCAUGGAAGCCGCCGGCCUGCCUGGGAAGGUUCACAUCACAAAGACCACCCUGGCGUGCCUGAAUGGUGACUAUGAGGUGGAGCCGGGCCAUGGACACGAGAGGAACAGUUUUCUGAAAACUCACAACAUCGAGACCUUUUUCAUCGUGCCCUCCCAUCGGCGAAAGAUAUUUCCAGGGCUGAUUCUCUCAGAUAUAAAACCGGCCAAGAGGAUGAAGUUCAAGACCGUGUGCUACCUGCUGGUGCAGCUCAUGCACUGCCGGAAGAUGUUCAAGGCUGAGAUCCCUUUCUCCAAUGUCAUGACCUGCGAGGACGACGACAAGCGGAGGGCAUUGAGAACAGCCUCAGAAAAACUCAGAAACCGCUCGUCUUUCUCUACAAAUGUUGUCCACACCACCCCUGGGACACGCGUCAACAGGUACAUCAGCCGCCUCCUGGAAGCCCGCCAGAUGGAGCUGGAGAUGGCGGACCUGAACUUCUUCACCCUGAAGUACAAGCAGGCUGAGCGAGAGCGAAAGUAUCACCAGCUUCAGGACGAGUAUUUCACCAGCGCCGUCAUUCUGGCCCUCAUCCUGGCCGCCUUAUUCGGCCUUGUCUACCUUCUAAUAAUCCCGCAGAGCGUGGCCGUCCUCCUCCUGCUGGUGUUCUGCAUCUGCUUCCUGGUGGCCUGUGUCCUGUAUCUACACAUCACCCGGGUCCAGUGUUUUCCAGGGUGCCUGACGAUCCAGAUCCGCACCGUCCUGUGUAUCUUCAUCGUGGUCUUAAUCUACUCCGUGGCCCAAGGCUGUGUGGUGGGCUGCCUGCCUUGGGCCUGGAGCUCCAGUCCCAACGGGUCCCUGGUGAUCCUGUCGUCUGGGCGCCGGGACCGCGUGCUGCCCGCCGCGCCCUGCGAGUCUGCGCCCCACGCCCUGCUGUGUGGCCUCGUGGGCACCCUCCCGCUGGCUGUAUUCCUGCGGGUGUCCUCCUUGCCAAAAAUGAUCCUGCUUGCCGUGCUUACCACCUCCUACAUCCUCGUCCUGGAGCUCGGCGGGUACACGAAGGCCGUGGGGGGUGACGCCGUCUCGGGCCGCAGCUUUGAGCCGAUCGUGGCCAUCCUCCUGUUCUCGUGCACGCUGGCCCUGCACGCCCGGCAGGUGGACGUCAAGCUGCGGCUGGACUACCUGUGGGCCGCACAGGCAGAGGAGGAGAGGGACGACAUGGAGAGGGUGAAGCUGGACAACAAGAGGAUUCUCUUCAACCUCCUGCCGGCCCACGUCGCCCAGCACUUCCUCAUGUCCAACCCCCGCAACAUGGACCUGUACUACCAGUCGUACUCGCAGGUGGGGGUCAUGUUCGCCUCCAUCCCCAACUUCAACGACUUCUACAUCGAGCUGGAUGGCAACAACAUGGGCGUGGAGUGUCUGCGCCUCCUCAACGAGAUCAUCGCCGACUUUGACGAGCUCAUGGACAGAGACUUUUACAAGGACCUGGAGAAGAUCAAGACCAUCGGAAGCACCUACAUGGCUGCCGUGGGGCUGGCGCCCGCGGCCGGGACCAAGGCUAAGAAGUCCAUCUCCUCCCACCUCAGCACACUGGCAGAUUUUGCCAUCGAGAUGUUCGACGUCCUGGAUGAGAUCAACUACCAGUCUUACAACGACUUCGUGCUCCGUGUUGGCAUCAAUGUUGGCCCCGUGGUGGCUGGAGUGAUCGGGGCUCGCAGGCCGCAGUACGACAUCUGGGGAAAUACGGUCAACGUGGCCAGUCGGAUGGACAGCACCGGCGUCCAGGGCAGAAUCCAGGUCACGGAGGAAGUGCACAGGCUGCUGCGGCGGGGCUGCUACCGCUUCGUGUGCCGAGGCAAAGUCAGCGUCAAGGGCAAGGGCGAGAUGCUGACAUACUUCCUGGAAGGCAGGACCGACGGAAACGGCUCCCAAAACAGGUCCGUGAACUCAGAGCGGAAAAUGUGUCCUUACGGGAGAGCCGGCCUCCAGACCAGACUGGCCACGGGCCACCCCCCGGUGCCCCCUGCGGCCGGCCUCCCAGUCAGAGCCGGGCCGGGGGCUCUGCAGGGCUCGGGGCUUGCCCCCUGCCCCCCAGGCCACCACCUGCCCCCCGGAGCAGCUGGGAAGGAGGCUUAGCGGAGCCCAGGCGGGCCGCUGGGGGCACAGCGCACAAAUGCUCGGGGCGUUGGUGGCCUCGGGGCUCCCGCAGGGACCAGCCCGGCCAGCAGAGCAGGGCCGGGAACCAGUGGCCGGGCUGGGGAAGGGGGACUGUCCAGGCAUGACCAGAAGCAGCUGGGCAGUGACUCGGGUGAGGGGAGAACCCAGACUGCGCAGACGCCGAGGCUUUAGCAGUGUCUUUGUUUGCUCCGUCCUCUUCUCGGUGGCCGAGGGAGGUUGGCUGGGUGAGCUUUGGACGUCGGGACCGUCGGGACCGUCAGGACGUCCACCAGGGCCACAGGCUACAGCGAGAGCCUUGGAGGUCUGGCUGGCAGAGUGACUGGGCUGCCCAGCUCGUGUGUGCCCGGAGACGGAUUGGCAUCAGCCCAGCUGUGUGGGUCCCGUGAGGGCAGCUCCCGCCCUGGGCGGUGGCCUGCAGAGCCCAGAGUAAGAGUCAGGACUCUCUUGGCCAGAGCCAGAGCUGGGCAGGCCUUCGGUGGACGGUUUGGGAAGAACUGAGAAGCCCCUGUCCCACUGCAUGUUUGGUGGUGGCCGCUGGCUUUCGUCGAGGUUGGGUUUUUGUUAAGAGCCAGAGGCAGGUCUUCUGGAAUUCUUGGGGGACCCUGCAGCCACAUCUCUGUGACCAGCAUAGUUCCUGUUCCACCUGUGCGCUCUCCACCUGCCCUGCUGAGCAUAUCGGCUCCUGUAAAACCUGGACGUUCCCUUUUCUGCCCACGUCACUGUGUUUGUUCAAAGGAGAGAAGGUGGUCGGUGUCAUUUCUUACCUCUUCCGCCACGGCAUCUUGGGUUCCCGUACGCUGAACAACAGUGCAAGGCUUUGUUGAUUUUGAAAACAAGUGGACCUCGCAACCAUGAGAACGCUUCCUGGAUGGAAGGCGUUUCUCUGGCAGAACCAGUCCGUUGGACGUGGAGAUUUGGAGUUAGUUUAUGGCUGUCGGUACAGAUGUCCCUGCUCCGGUUUGCAGGGAAAGUGACUGCAAGUAAUUCUGUGCAAGUCUGGGAAUCUCCUAGCUAGGCAUCUCUGCGGUUGCCAUGGAGAUGAAGAAUGCGGCCAUGCUGGGAUGGGCUCCUGGGCGUGGGCAGGGAUCUGGGAGGGCCAGUGGGAAGAGACUGGCCAGAAAUAGCUGGACGUGGAGACCUCAGCUCUCGACUGCAGGGAGGAGGGCAGCUUGAAACCGGAGGGAACCUUCUGGGCAGGCAAGUCAGUAGGGGGAUGGCCAUGCAGAGACCCAAGCUCCGACAGCAGCCCGGAGGGUUCUGUGGGUUGCAGGGGAGCCCUGCUCGGCAGAGUCAGCAGGCCUGAGGGUCCCAUUCCACACCGCUCUCCCUGGGGGUCCCGACUUUUCAGAAUUGGGACAGGGGCUCACUCUGGACUGAGCCCCAUGGGGGUGGCUAGUGGCGUCCCCCGGGCUGCCUCCGUUGUGGGUGUAUGACUCGUGGCUGUGUGGGUGUAGCUGACAGGGCCGGCCACUUAGCCCAUGUGGACGGGCCAGUGACAGAGGCGGGCAGGUGGACAGUCUUUCCUCAGAUGUGCCCUGGGUGAGAGCUGAAUUUCCUCCCCCCUCCCCUUACAGACAGAGCACAAGCUGAGUCAUCUCCAGAGCCCUCUGAGCACACGGCCUGUGCAGGUGUGCACACCUGCGUCCAGCUGCGGGGCUGAGACCCUGGCCAGGGCCCUGCUGCCCACCUGCUCCCCAUGGCCGAGCUUCCAGCCCAGGGCAGGGCGGGAGGGGGGUGGACAGCACAGGGGAUCCUGACCCUGCGAAUAUGCUCUGUCACAUGGCAAAGGGGGCUUUGCAGAGGGAAUUCAGGGCUUGGGGCAGCAGCUGAGGAGAGGAUCCUGGGCCAUCUGAGUUAACUCAGUGUGACCAAUGCGACCACGUGGCCCCUUAGAAGUGGACACGGAGGCCGGGGCAGUCAGGAAGAUUCGAAGCACGAGGUCGCUGUUUAAAGAUGCGGGGCCCGCAGCCGGUCAAAGGUGAGGACGCCCCAGCCAUCAGCCGGUGAGGAAGCGGGUUGUCGAUCCCACAGCUACAGGCCUUGAAUUCACAUCACCCUGAGCGAGGUGGACCCUGAGCCCCGGGAUGAGAGCCCAGACUCGCUGUGCUGGGACCUCAGGUCCACAGAGCCACGGGACCACCCCCCCCCCACAGGAGUGUUGGCAAAGCCACGGAACGCGUGGCCAGCUGUCACCGCAGCCGCGGGAAGCCAUCGGGGCCUCGGCUGUUCUGCAACAGCGAGGUCUCCCCUUCGAUGAGCAGAGCCUCCUUCAUCAUCAGCAGUUCCAAACCCUACCUGCUUCCUGUGGGCCUAGGGGCCGUGCUCAGCCAUAAUGUUCCUUGGGGUUUGGCCAAUGACUUCCUUUUUAUUUGUGAUAAGACUGUAUGAUAUUGCCUUAUUUAUUUUUAACCUUGUACGAUAUUCAUGUACAAAUGUUAGAGCCUUCCAAGUAGGAUUCUCUCUAAAUUAUUUCUUUUAAGAUGCUCUGUAAAUAGCGCACCGGUCUGCCUAUUCCAUUCUGACCAAAAUGAAGGUAAGCCCGACACCCCGUGUGAACAGCACACUUUAGCUGAUGCGCGAGGUUCCUAGUGCAUCGCCCCUGCUAGGCCAGGCUGCUGCUGCCCUUUGGAAUGACCCCAUCCACGUGUCCCUUCGAGACCCUCGCAUGCCUCUUGUGCCUGACCUCAGUAGAUUAGAACGCAGCCCCGAACUGCCAAAUGCUUCCACGCCCCUGACCCUGGGCCAGUCCACUCCAAGGUCUGUGUCCUGCAGGGUGGACCCCACGCCCCCCAGACCCAGACACCCUGAGCCUGCCGUGUUUAUCGGACUCCAAAGCCACCAGGGCUUCCGAUACCUUCUGUCACUAGAAGCAAUAACUCUAAACUGUACAGACAGGUCUGGUCCAAAGCAGAUUGGUGAUUCAGAGACAAGCCAUGUGUACAAGUUUCCCCAAACUGAAGAGCACACUGUUGGGGGGCUGACACCCCCAAAUCCGGGCUGACGUGCAGGCUCGGACAGGAUCUGGCCAGCCUUCGGGGACACCUCGCUUUGUCUCCCCCCAUAGGAACCCUGCACCACCGUCCCAGUAGCGACCUGGAUAUAAUAUUUGAAUCCCCGCUUUAACCUGCCACGCGGGAAGGAAGGGCUGGGUUGGCCUGUCAGCCGUGUCUAGGUUUCCUCCCCAGCAAGUGGACCCGUCUCAUUUCCAGGGUGUGCCUGCCCUUCUGCAAAGCGUGUUCUGUGAUCCCCUGAGUCUCGGGGUCCUGUGGGUCCCUCCCCACGUGGCAGGCCCUGCCCGGGACACCCAUGCAUGACCCGUCAGGCAAGCACUGCCUAAGUAUGCGUGCACCGCGCGGGAAAUGCAGGUUCACACGCGUGUACCCUGCAUCCAGCAGUUCUCUUACCGGGGUACCACAGACCUGCUGUCACACGUGUCAUUCUCGAGUGUGCAGACCUAUUGGUUGUGUAUAACGAGCCCCCCCCCACGGAAACUGGCUUGCCCUGGGUUUUGUAAUGGCUUCAGUGAAAAGCAACAACAAAAAUGACCCCCAAAUCCAAACUCCACAGAGGCAAUUGGUUUCAAAAUAUUUGCUUUGGUGAAGUAAAUGAGGGGUGAGCUGUGGCCGACUGGCAGGUGGAGGACGCGACCGUAUCCCUGGGCCCGGACAUCCCCCCUCCACAGCUGCAGUUUGCUUUGAAAGUCUGUGCUAGCCGUUUCCCGUUUUCAAUCAAUACUGCCGGUUUUGUAGUGGAUGAUGAAAGACGUGCCGUUUCUUCAUACAGCCUCCUGGGUUUGCAUCUGCCUUCGCAGGACCUUAGGCUGGGGGUGGGUCUCAAUCAGAUUCAAGGUCUGCUGGGGCCUGCGCUGCCAGGCCCAGAGGUCAGCAGGCGGGACUGGGGGCCCACGCCUGGGUGUUGGGAGGCCAGUCGUGGUGGCUCGGGCCUCCACACUGAGUUUGGGAGGCAACAAGGAGAUGGGCUUUACCUGAGGGACUCUGCUGACACAGGGCCCAUUGUCCCAUGACAUGUGUCAUGAGCAAAGGCCAGGCCGGGUGCCCAAGGGUUGGCCAGGUGGGCCGUGCGGGGAAUGGAGUUGUGCGUUUCCCCAGGAUGGACUCAGGAGCUUGGGGCUGGUGUCCGAGGCCUGUGUGGGUGACCACCUCGGGAGUGCUGCCAGGCAGUUGUCCCCCAGCCCCGGGUCCCCCAAAGCAGGAGGACCUCCUUGAUUCUGUGUGGACUGACAGCCAGGAGCCACAGGCAGACCCCGUGCCUGGGAGACAGUGUGGGUGGGAGAGUAGGAUGCAGUGGGCACCCCAGUGGCCAGGGCUGGGGUAGGCAUGGCCAGCAGGGUGGCCAGUUAAGCCAGCUACGGACCAAGCUGCUGGAACCUGACCUAGAUUUCAGUCUCGGGUCAGGGGCCGUGCGGGUGCACCCCAGACAGCCGGCACACAGGGGAGCUCCUGGGGACCCCUCACCUCCAAGAAGCCACAGGAGGCUUUGGAAAGGAUUCGGGGAGUUUUUCUUUGUCUCCUGUCUGUGCACAAACUGGGGACCUGUACUGGAGACAGGUCCUGUGGUGGGAUGAGGAAAUCUGUCUUCUCCAUUGUCCAUUUCGUAAAAUUAACAAACCCAAUUUCAGGUGCCCCAUUUGGGGCUAGACCUCCCUAAACAACUUGACUUUACGGCAGUGGAACAGACAUUCGUAUUCCUUAAUUUCCCUGAAAAUAUAACACAUCUGUUCACUAAGAUAAAAAAUAACUUUUCUGCCAGAGGCCAGGCUUAAUCCAAGUUUGUGUGUGUGUGUGUUGUGUUUGCAUGGCAUGGCGUAAGCAAAAUUAAAAUCAAUUAUUUGUUCCUAGGAUUAGGAUGGAUUCAUAUAAGAAACAAAUGAACUAGAGAUACAGACAGAUGGCUACCCCCCAGGGCAUCGGGGGAAACCGCCCCUGAGUGCCCCGACCCAGCUCUAUUUCCUCUAGAAAUCCUGACCUUAAAAGGAAGAGUAAGGGCAGCAGCUUCUCGGCCAGACACAGAGGCAGCCUUGACCCCCGCCGGCGUCCACGUGGUGCCCGGGCCUCCGUCUACAAGUACUAGAGAACCACUAGAGAAUAAGAAAGUCUUCCUUCCUUCCUCCCCUCCUUCCUGGAAUCUCUCCACAGUAUCAGUACAAAGUCCAGGGAUGUCAGGGCACUGAGCUGAUCCCGUUUUCUGUUGUUUGUGUGGUCGUUUUAUUUCUGUUGUGUUUGGGGUUCCGGUGUACACUGAGGCCUGCGGAGAGUGCCGCAGGAAUUCUGGAGGGAGGAGCCGGCAGCACCCCCACCAACCCCCCCCCCCCCCCGCCUCCCUCCCAGUUACCCGGGCAGCCACUUGCAGGUCCGGCUUCAGUCUCUGGGCUGUGCCGUGGGAAGAGAAAACAAUAGACAGAUGGUCUUCGGGGGUGUGGAUCACAACUGGCUGGAAAAACACCUUGGGAAUCAGACAACUGACCCCAGUGGCAGCCCCCUGGUCUCCCGUGAUUACAGCAAGCUCAGUUUCUUCAGCCCUUGAUGGUGGCUAUCCGUGUAGAUAUAAUUUUUCAUUCCUUUGUGAAAUUCCUGCACUUCCCCUGAUUCAGUGUGUUCUACACUAAUAAACACCGGGAAAGGCUGGGUCGCUCUCCUGUAGAGUUAAACUACGUCUCUGGUGGACUCUUCAUGUCACUACAAACUAAGGGAAUGAUCAUGACUAAGACCCGUAUCUUGCUCGGCAAGUACACCUUUCCUGCGCUUCUCCCGCCCCCUUGCCUCCAAACAUUCUGCAGAGGGAGGCGUGGUUAUGCUCCGCAUGUUGUCGAUGAGGAAUCUGAGGCUCAGAGAGGUUACAGACUUGGACAAAGUCACACAGCACUGUGUGGCAGGACCAGGAUUCAACCUGUUCCAGGUCCUGGCAGGACCAGGAUUCAUCCUGUUCCCAUCCAUUCCAAGCCCCUGGUUUCCCAUUCUUUUCGGCACCUCUUAACUAACUGAAAUCGGCAAAGUUGUGUUGGUUUGGGUGGAGCCUUUAGCUCUUGCACACACAAGUAGUGGUGGUGCCUGGCCGGCUGGGUCUGAGCAGCCAAGCAGGCCCCCAGGCAGCGGGUUUGCCCCACAGCCCAUCCCUUGGAUGUGCCCAGGCACAGAGUUGUCCUCACCUGGGCCUCACGUCAGGACGGUAAAACAGUGCCUGUCUCUCCGCUAAGCCCUGCCUCUGCUUUAACAGCUGAUCCCUGGCAGAGACUUAACAGUGUUGGGCCUGAAGAAUCCCUGCCUUGUCUUGUCAUCCUUUCUAUCCUAAAACUAUGUCCUGUAGCACCACCUGCCAUCGUGUCUUAGAAAACACAGACUCUCCCUCAGUGAGGACAGUUGUCUUAUCUCCUUCUGUAAGGCCUCUCUGACAUCAGCCAGGGGGAGAACCGGGGCCCCCGGGUGCCCCCAAACUGCACACGCUUCUCCACUUACAAGGAGCCAACCCAGUCCCCAGGUCCUGGUCAGAGUCCUCCAAUGUCCUUGUCACGCUAUGGCGUGGUGUAGGCGGUCAGUGUUCCUUCCUGGGGAUCAGAGGACGCCCAACAGCAGGUUUCACUGAGAAUACGCAGAAGGCGAGACAGGGACCACCACGGAUGGUGAAGGAUUGGCAGCCACCCUGCACAGGUGUCCCCGCCUCUCCCAGGCUCUGGCUCCCGUGGUUCCUGGCAACUCAUCUUCAGAUGGGUUGGAUUCCAGAACAGCUGGCAGUCGCAUCUUGAGAACUGACGUUUAAGCAGAGAGCAAUUCCUAGACUAACCCUGAGAGAUCUGUCCACCUCUUGGGCUUGGUGAACGCGUGCAGGGCAGCCAAACAGAGAGCUGUGUCUGGGGCUCUCACUCCCUGCGGUGCGAGCAGUGGGCAGUGGGCCCACCAGCAUCCAGAACUUGUUUCUUGACUCCCACCAGCAGCCCGCACGCGAUCUCAGGCCCGGACACGAAGCACAUGUCUCAGGGGACUGUUCCCACAUUCUGGGAAUCCCGGGGAAGCCACCAGGGCCUCUUGCACAGGCCGGGGGUGCCGGCACUCCCCAGGCAUCAGCCCCAGAGAGGCACGCGGUUUUGUCUUCAUCCCUGUUGAAAGUGUGGCCGCGCGAGCCAUUUGCACUCAGCAUCGCAUGCCGUGAAAUUCCUAAUCGUGUGAAACUUACUUUUGGAUUCCGAAACACGCAGCGUGUGCAAAGGGGCAGGCCCAGACCACCACGGGUUGUCUGCCGGCAGGCUGCAGAGCGUCCCGUCACAGCAGAUCCUGGACCCUGAGCCCGUGCAGCUCCUGCACUCCUUCUGCAGUGUCUCCCCUCGGCCCGAACUCCCCCCGCCAACCUCUCAUUCACACUGAUUGCACCCCACCUUGCACAAGCGGAGAUUAUGUACCGAUUACCACCCUCUCUUAGCAGCAGAUUCCACUCUCGUUUAAGGUAAACCCAAAGCCCACUCUUGGAUUUUCUUUACUCACUGAGAAGGGUUGUGUGAACCCCUCGGCCCUCCUCUGUCCCUCCAGGGAGCACAGAGUGGGCCGGGGUGACACGUUCUCCUGCCAGUAGAGCUCACAGAGGAUGCUUCUUUAGAUGUGGAAACGAGAUGUCUGUACCAGAAGGACAACAACUCAAUAUCACUGGGUAACUUCUCAUGAUAGAUUUGUAUAAUCAAUACGGGUCUAUUUUUACGUCCACUGAACACUGUAGACUACCUACCAGUCUUUUCCAAGAUUGUUAAAUUGAGACAAGUAAUUGAAUAAUUUGUCCUAUUUUUAUUUUGAAAAAAAAAACAGUGAAUGGACUGAAAUGUUAAAUGUGAAUGUACAUUUCUUAAUUGCAACUUUUCUACUGAGUGUUUGCACUAUACUUUCUGGAAUCUUAUUUAACAAAAAUAAAGGGAAAAAAAUUGCUUGACUAAA
This is a messenger RNA of Orcinus orca (killer whale), 11481 nucleotides long. It is a transcript of the gene ADCY1, whose product is annotated as adenylate cyclase 1. Gene Ontology annotation, biological process: adenylate cyclase-activating G protein-coupled receptor signaling pathway; cAMP biosynthetic process; intracellular signal transduction. The record is from RefSeq and is a predicted model, not a curated record. Bases 101 to 3505 code for a protein of 1134 amino acids. Lineage: Eukaryota; Metazoa; Chordata; Mammalia; Artiodactyla; Delphinidae. Gene Ontology annotation, molecular function: adenylate cyclase activity. The transcript is spliced from 20 exons. Gene Ontology annotation, cellular component: plasma membrane.